UUAGGCGUAACCAAUUAUACAUUCUGGUCGGUACAAUUAACCUUGAGCUAUCGUAAGCUGCAUUCUUUUUGAUCCACCUUUCCCCAAGCCUUGAAUUUGAAGAGACGUCCUCAGCCAGGUAUCUGUUAUUAACUAUUCCAAUCACCCAGCCUAGCGAUCAAGCAAAGCAAACAACUAUCCCUAACACUCAUUAGAUCAUUUCAAAUUUCAAGUCAUACUUUUCUUAUUUUUAUCUAAUGCUCACACUUUUAAGACGAUGGAGAAUAUUUGUAACUCAGGACGAGAAAUUUGAAAAUGUUUUUACUUUUUUUUUCUUGUUAUCCUUCUUAUUCCCUUAUCCUUCAUUCAUCGCUCUUUCACAAUUCAAUAGACUUAAAUUGCAAGCCAACUCGGCCACCACCAUAUGAAAUAGCUUUGGCUUUAAAAUAUCCUCAAAAUGCCAAUUCACAACGAGCGUAUCAAUCACUGAAAAACGACAUGAUUAAUACACGACAUGAAAAUAACAACAAUAGUAUUAAUAAUAAUAAUAAUAAUUAUCACAUAGCAAGUAAUUUAUCAUCUGGCAUUAAACAUGGAACAGGUAAAUUUUGUAAUCAUAAAUUAUUAUUGUUUUCGAGUUUUUGUGUAAGUAGAUGAUCUUACCAAUCAUAUUUCCUUAUCUUGUCUUUAAAUUACCAAUGUUAUGCUUUAAAACUGACUGGUUGGCUAGUUGGUCAAUGUAUGCGUAGGUGUGACGGCAUUAAGGUGUUUCCUUCAGACAACCA
This is a messenger RNA of Schistosoma spindalis, 764 nucleotides long. NCBI's taxonomy places the organism in Eukaryota, Metazoa, Platyhelminthes, Trematoda, Strigeidida, Schistosomatidae. The record is from the annotation of a GenBank genome assembly.